AGGAGCGCGCGCCGAGCGGAGCGGUGGCGGCGGCCCCAGGCGCAGGCCCGGCUGACAGCUGACAGCGGAGACGCGGGGCGCGCCGGCCGGCAGCUCGGGGACCCACCAUGCGCCGCUCGGUGUGGCUGGUGCUGGCCGCGUCGCUCCUGCACGGGUCCCUGCAAGGCGAGUUCCAGAGAAAGCUCUACAAGGAGCUGGUGAGGAACUACAACCCCCUGGAGAGGCCGGUGGCCAACGACUCGCAGCCGCUCACCGUCCACUUCUCGCUGAGCCUCCUGCAGAUCAUGGACGUGGACGAGAAGAACCAGGUGCUCACCACGAACGUUUGGCUGCAGAUGUCCUGGACAGAUCACUAUCUGCAGUGGAACACGUCGGAGUACCCGGGCGUGCAGACCGUGCGCUUCCCCGACGGCCAGAUCUGGAAGCCGGACAUCCUCCUCUACAACAGCGCCGACGAGCGAUUUGACGCCACCUUCCACACCAACGUGCUAGUGAACUCCUCCGGGCACUGCCAGUACCUCCCGCCAGGCAUCUUCAAGAGCUCCUGCUACAUCGACGUGCGCUGGUUCCCGUUCGACGUGCAGCAGUGCAAACUCAAGUUUGGGUCCUGGUCCUACGGAGGGUGGUCCCUGGAUCUCCAGAUGCAGGAGGCGGACAUCAGCGGCUACAUCCCGAACGGAGAGUGGGACCUCAUAGGCAUCCCGGGCAAGCGCAGCGAGCGGUUCUACGAGUGCUGCAAGGAGCCCUACCCCGACGUCACCUUCACGGUGACCAUCCGCCGGCGGACCCUCUACUACGGCCUCAACCUGCUCAUCCCCUGCGUGCUCAUCUCCGCCCUGGCCCUGCUGGUCUUCCUGCUGCCCGCGGACUCCGGGGAGAAAAUCUCACUGGGGAUCACGGUGUUGCUCUCUCUCACCGUCUUCAUGCUGCUGGUGGCCGAGAUCAUGCCUGCGACGUCAGACUCGGUGCCCCUGAUAGCCCAGUACUUCGCCAGCACCAUGAUCAUCGUGGGCCUCUCCGUGGUCGUCACGGUGAUCGUGCUGCAGUACCACCACCACGACCCCGACGGCGGCCAGAUGCCCAAGUGGACCAGAGUCAUCCUUCUGAACUGGUGCGCGUGGUUCCUGCGCAUGAAGCGGCCCGGGGAGGACAAGGUGCGCCCCGCCUGCCAGCACCGGGCACGCCGCUGCAGCCUGGCCAGCGUGGAGCUGAGCGCCGUGCCCGCCGCCGCCGCCAACGGGAACCUGGUCUACAUCGGCUUCCGCGGCCUGGACGGCGGGGGCCUGCACUGCGCCCCGACGCCCGACUCCGGGGUGGUGUGCGGCCGCCUGGCCUGCUCCCCCGCGCACCUGCACGAGGAGCACCUGCUGCGCGGCGCGGGGCCGGCCCCCGAGGGGGACCCCGACCUCGCCAAGAUCCUGGAGGAGGUGCGCUACCUGGCCAACCGCUUCCGCGGCCAGGACGAGAGCGAGGCGGUGCGCAGCGAGUGGAAGUUCGCCGCCUGCGUGGUGGACCGCCUGUGCCUCAUGGCCUUCUGCGUCUUCACCAUCCUCUGCACCAUCGGCAUCCUCAUGUCCGCGCCCAACUUCGUGGAGGCCGUGUCCAAGGACUUCGCCUAACGGGGUGCUGGCUGCGGGGGGCGCGCGCGCGCGGGUGAGUGGGGACGCGAGCCCGUGGCUGUGAGGCCUGUCGGUGACGUCUCCUGGUCACGCUCGGUCUUAGGAUGUCAGUCGGCGCUUCUUCUUUUUAUUUAUUUAUUUUUAAAUCCUUUCAGCUGGACAUCCCUGGAGCAUCCUUCCGGUCGGGGGGACCCCUCACAGGGCACUGGGCCUGGUCCCUGCUCCCCGGUGAGCCCUGGUGGCCAGGGCAGCGCCGGGCCCUCAGGCCGGUACCGCAUGCCUGCAUGUCCCUCGCCACCAAGGCCCACGAGAGCAACCCCCCCCCCCCCGCCCCCGCUCCUGCCUGUGCACAGCCCUGGGCUGGACGCGUCUAAGAAUAAGCCACACUCACUCCCUCCUGACACCUGACUGGGGAGGGGACGCCCAUCUCAACCUAGAAACCUAACCAGCUGGUUUUCCGACGACUCAGCUUUUAGUGACCAGAGAGAGUUGGUAGAGGGAAACCGUGGUGUGCUGUUUCAAUGUUAAAAAAACCCCCAAAACAUAGUGGACCUUGUCCGUGACCCUUUCCCCUGCCUGAUUUCCGCCGCCCUCCCCGCCUCGUCUGGACAAGGCCCGGCCCCAGACCAGGCAGGCGGAUUUCCGGAGACACGGGGGAGUUCAGCGAGCCUGCUCCAUGCGGCAAACCCCAAAGGACGGGCGGGUUCCAUUAGAACGAGCAGCCCGGCCAAAUGAAUCCAUCGUUUAAAAAGAACGCGUUAGCCCUGGCUGGUGCGGCCCCGUGGAUAGAGCGUCGGCCUGCGGACUGAAGGGUCCCGGGUUCGAUUCCAGUCAAGGGCACAUGCCCGGGUUGCGGGCUCGAUCCCCAGUAGGGGGCGUGCAGGAGGCAGCUGA
Molecule: messenger RNA, 2513 nt
Organism: Myotis daubentonii (Daubenton's bat)
Lineage: Eukaryota; Metazoa; Chordata; Mammalia; Chiroptera; Vespertilionidae
Gene: CHRNA7
Product: cholinergic receptor nicotinic alpha 7 subunit
Biological process (GO): monoatomic ion transmembrane transport
Cellular component (GO): postsynaptic membrane
Molecular function (GO): acetylcholine-gated monoatomic cation-selective channel activity; transmembrane signaling receptor activity
Source: RefSeq, a predicted model, not a curated record